Aspergillus calidoustus is the source of this 2328-nucleotide messenger RNA. NCBI's taxonomy places the organism in Eukaryota, Fungi, Ascomycota, Eurotiomycetes, Eurotiales, Aspergillaceae. The record is from the annotation of a GenBank genome assembly.
AUGACUGGCAUUGUCCCGAAUGACCUUGCUCAUCCAGCCACAACAAGAUACAAGGACGAGCCUGUUGACAACCCUUUGCGACAACACUCUAUCUCUGGACACCAAGGCCCUCAGCACCCGCAUCUACAGCAUCCUGGCCCAGCAAGCCUUGCGCAAAAACCAAAGCAACCCGAGUCGCCACACCAACCUACCACGAAUCUCUCUCCUGGAUCAUAUGGUCCCCAUCCAUUAGGCAACGGGGUCCUGCAUCAUCACCAACAUCCAUACGGCCCACAAGCCCAAGAGCAAACCUAUUAUACACCUCAUCCAGCUUACACUACGGCGAGCACGCCUGGCCAAUAUCCAUCAAGCGGUCCUCAAGAAAUCAUGGCGACAACGCAAAUGCAUCGACCCUACCCCCCAAUCUACCAUACCCCGCAAUCAAGCUCACCUGCAUCAGUGGCUUCUCAAACCCAUGAACAGCAUAAUAGAAGCUUGUAUACACAGUCACCCCAAAUGACAUCCACAAUAUAUGGCUAUCAACAGGCUCUGUCUGCCAUUAACCCCGUUCAGCCUUCACCCUAUGGAUCUCACCCUUCCUCUCAGCAACACCCUCUCACAUCCCAGUCGAUGAUGAUGCCGCAUCAGACCAGCACCUCUCAGUUACCCCACCAGUCUUCUCAACCUCCGCCUACUACUCUCACCAGUCCAACAAGCGCCACAGUACAACAACCUACCCCUCCCCAGAGGGCACUCUUGAACCCACCACACUCUGCCGCACCUCUUUCAGCGAACAACACUAGCCAUCAAAGUCCUAGUCUUGGGGCAAGUUCAAGCGCGGCCCCCGGUCCUAUCCCAGCGACAACUCCACUGGUUGUGCGACAAGACAGUAACGGAGUUCAGUGGAUUGCCUUUGAGUAUUCUCGUGAUCGCGUGAAGAUGGAGUACACAAUUCGGUGCGAUGUUGAGUCUGUCAAUGUGGAUAACCUGAGCCAGGAAUUCAAAACGGAAAACUGCGUAUAUCCCCGAGCUUGUUGCAGCAAGGAUCAGUAUAGAGGGAAUCGUCUGGUCUAUGAAACAGAGUGCAAUGCUGUUGGCUGGGCACUGGCGGAUCUCAACCCUGCAUUGCGAGGGAAGCGGGGUCUAAUCCAACGAGCUGUCGACAGCUGGAGAAAUAGCAAUCAGGAUCCACGACUUCGAAGCCGGCGCGUAAGGCGAAUGGCCAAGAUUAAUAGACGACAGGGCAUUCCAGCUCCACCACCUCCUCAUAUGGCUCCUACCACUCCGGUGGCCCCUGGAAUCUCGCCGUCUGGCCUUAAUCCAACCGGAUCACGACCCGGCCUUGGCCCGUUAGCAGCUAUGGGACCACCGCAGCUCCAUCAUCACCAUGCCCAACCUGACGGAAGUCCGGCACACGAGGAAGUUAGCGGGCCUGCAGAGUACGCGAGUGGUAACAACCGCCCACUCCCACCCGCGCCAAUCCCUGCUGGACAUUCUACGGACAUUCGCACAGCACAGGUUUUCCGUGGCUAUCCCGCGUUCCCCCUUCCUGCAGAUACCGUCGGUCACCGAGGCCCUUCUAUUCCGCCUCUUAUCCGGGAUAGCGGAAUCGCUUCGUUCGGACGACACCCCGCUGUUGCAACUUCGAACCGCGUGGAAGAGGUGGAGGAUGAUGACGAGCAUGAUCCCAGCAAGGAUGAUCUCUUUGGUACACUACCGGAAGGCAAGCGUCGCAAGUUCAUCCUGGUCGAUGAUACGCAGAGAGGAUGUCGCGUUCGUGUCAAGGUGAUGCUGGACCAGGUCGACAUGAAUGAGAUCCCCGAUUCGUACCGCAUGUCUAACUCGGUGUAUCCCCGCACCUACUUCCCGGUGCAAAUGAAGAGCCCCCGGGGUCCACCGCUCCCCGGAAACAGGUACAUCAAGGAUGAUAUUGAGACCAAUGACGGCGACGAGGACGAUGAAGCCGCAACGGUGGGGAGGAUAAUGGUUCCCGCGCCGCAAGCUGAUGACGACAGCGAAAUAGCCGUUCCUAAAGUCUCUAGGCGUCGGCACAGAAAGGAGGUACUGUUGAAUGAUUUGGGUUACCGAAUGAGCUGGAGUCAAAGUAGAGUCUUCGCCGGCCGAAUGCUCUUCUUGCAACGCUCUCUCGAUGCAUACCGGAACAAGAUGCGCAGCACCAUGCUAGCCGCUGGCCAGGAUCCAGCGUCAAUCCCUCCUCAUUUUGAGACCCGCGCAGGGAAGCGCAAGUUCCUUGAGCAUAUAAAACGAACAGCUUCCGCGACUCGUGAAGCUGGAGUCACAGUGGCUGUUUCUGCAUCACAGCAUGAAGCGGAGGAAGUCGAGCCCUAA